GUAAACUUGUAAUUUACACAAAAAUUAUGGUGCAAAUAAAUUAACACUAAUACUAAACUUUUUUAAUUAUCGAAUGUGAUAUUGUGUAUUUAAGUAUGAAUUUUAAACCAACAGUAAUUUGAUAGAUUAUACAACAUGCUAUUUAUUUUAAGGUUGUUCAUCGUUUUCCAUUUUAAAAUUGGUCAUCUUCUACUUGGGAUUUUUGAAUUUAUUUCAUUAAAGUUAACAAGUUUGAAAUUAGUGCUAUUGCAUCCAUUUAAUCGAUUAAAACAAAAUGAAUCAUCUUCACCUACUGAUACAUUUAAAUAUGAAUUACACGUGGAAUAUGCAGUCAAUCUACUAAGGACUACUAAUGAAGAUUGCGUGAAGAAAUCUAUGGAAGUAAUAUUAUAUAUUUUAAGGAACAACAAAUUGACUAGAUUACAAGGUGAAUGUCUAUAUUAUUUGGCUGUUUGCUAUGCAAAACUGAAAGAUUACAAUAAAGCUUUAAUCUACUGCCAGUACCUGUUAGUAUUCAAUCCAAAUUGUGAAAAGACGAAGUGCUUGUUAUCGGAGAUUCAGCUACGUGCUGCAAAAGAUGUAACAGGAAAAAGCACUAGGAAAAUAUGGAACUCAACUAACAGUUUACAGAGAUCAAUUUUUACCAUGAACUAACGUUAGUUGAAGAAUCAUUGAGAACGUGGAAGUGCAAAAAAAUUGUUUUCUUCUACUUAUAGACUUAUUACUGAUCACCCAAGACCCCUGGAUAAUUUGAAUUCAAGAUUGUCAGGUCUGACAGUAGUCACGUUAAUACUCAUAGAAAUUUUAAAGAUACAAAAUAGAUAGAUUAAAAAUCAUAAAAUAUGUAGUCAGAAGUAAUUCUGCUUACAUGUAUUUUUGAUUUUAUAAAGUUUUAUUGAAUAGUCUUUUGUAA
Molecule: messenger RNA, 913 nt
Organism: Heterobilharzia americana
Lineage: Eukaryota; Metazoa; Platyhelminthes; Trematoda; Strigeidida; Schistosomatidae
Source: the annotation of a GenBank genome assembly